AUGAGCAGCUCCGACGACGACAUGCCUCUUGCGAGGUCCAACGGACACGUCUCAUCUUCGAGAGUUUCCAAAGCCGACGACCACGAAAUGGAUCGCACGGCUUCCAAGGCUAGGGCGGCCCCACCUGGCAUCUCUGUUCGCCACGGGCCUGUCGACGACGAGAUGGACAUUGACGGCCCUUCCACGAACGGCGCGAAGCGCAAGUCACGCUCAUCAUUGCCCAAGGUCAAUUACAAGGUGGAAACGGAUAGCGAUGACGAUGUCCCUAUGGCCAAGCGACAAAAGACGAAGCAAAAGCUUGAAGACUCGGACUCGGACGAUGAGCCCCUCACAGCAAGAAGAGGCAAAAAACUACCUCCUUCCUACAAGGAAACAGCGCUGCCGGAUGAUUCGUCCGAUGACGACCAGCCGUUGGGAGCCAAGCUGGCGAAGAAGAAGGCCGAGAUCGAGAAGGCAGCCGCCAAGGAGGCCCGCAGCAUCCGUGCCAGCGAAGCCAAGUCAAAGAAGGCGACACCGAAAAAGGCGAUGAAAGAUGAGUCCGACGAUGAUGAGCCACUGGCGAAGUCAGCUAUUAAGAAGCGACAAUCGAACGGUGCAGGCUCUGCCAAAAAGAAGUCAAAUGGCGUCAAGGCUGAAUCCGAUUCUGACGAGCCCAUCGCGGUGAAGGCUAGGAAGGCUGCAGCGGUCAAACCAGUUGUCAAGGGCAAGGCUGCCACCCCUGCGAAGGGACCGGUCAAGAAGGCUGCUGCGAAAGCCAAGCAGGAGAGCGAGGCCCCCGAGGACGAAGAAGAGGAGGAGUAUGAGUGGUGGAAUGCGCCGAAGAAGGAGGAUGACAGCCAAAAAUGGACUACCCUUGAGCACAACGGCGUUCUUUUCCCCCCUGAGUACACACCACUCCCCAAGAAUGUCAAGCUGCUCUACGACGGCAAACCAGUAAACCUUCCUAUCGAGGCCGAGGAGGUUGCUUGGUACUUCGGAUCCAUGCUGUCAUCAAAGCACAAUGUGGACAACCCUGUCUUCCAGAAGAACUUCUUCGAGGAUUUCAAACAGGUUCUCAAGGAGUCCGGCAAGCACGCAACCGACAGCAAGGGCAACAAGGUGGAUAUCAAGGAUUUCUCCAAAAUGGACUUCAACGCCAUGUGGCAGUACGCGGAACAACAGAGUCUGGCCCGGAAGAACCGAACUGCUGCGGAGAAGAAGGCAGCCAAGGCCGAGAAGGACGAAAUGGAGGCGCCAUAUAUGUACUGCAAGUGGGACGGACGUAAAGAGAAGGUUGGCAACUUCCGGGUUGAACCUCCGAGUCUUUUCCGCGGCCGUGGCGAGCAUCCCAAAACUGGCAAAUUCAAGAGGCGAGUGUAUCCCGAACAAAUUACCAUUAACAUUGGCAAGGAUGCCAAGGUUCCGGAACCUCCCAAGGGCCAUAAGUGGAAGGCUGUCGUCCAUGACAAUAAGGCUACGUGGUUGGCUAUGUGGCAGGAGAACAUCAACGGCGCGUACAAGUACGUCAUGCUUGGUGCUGCCAGUGCGAUCAAGGGCCAAAGUGAUAUGAAGAAGUUCGAGAAGGCUCGCGAGCUCAAAAAGCACAUCGACAAGAUCCGGAGAGAUUACACUAGAGACCUCAAGAGCGAGGUUAUGGCUGACCGACAAAGAGCCACAGCUGUAUACCUGAUCGACAAGUUUGCUCUCAGAGCAGGCAACGAGAAAGACGCCGAGAACGAAGCUGAAACAGUCGGCUGCUGUUCUCUCAAGUACGAGCACAUUACCCUACGGGAGCCCAAUACCGUCAUCUUCGAUUUCCUCGGAAAGGACAGUAUUCGGUUCUACGAUGAAGUCACUGUUGAGAAACAGGUCUUCAAGAACCUCAAGCUCUUCAAGAAGCCGCCCAAGACUGAUGGCGAUGACAUCUUUGACCGUCUCACCACAACGCAGCUGAACAACCACCUGAAAAACUACAUGCCGGGUCUGACGGCGAAGGUCUUCCGUACUUACAACGCCUCCUUCACCAUGUCCAACCUCCUGCAAAAGUUGAAGGUCGAAGACCUGACGAUCCAGGAGAAGGUGAAGCUGUAUAACGACUGUAACCGUGAGGUUGCUAUUCUUUGCAACCAUAAGCGUACUGUCGGUGCCGCUCACGAGGCUCAGAUGGAGAAGCUUGGCGACCGCAUCAAGGGUCUUCGUUAUCAGCAAUGGCGCACGAAGAUGAUGAUGUUGGAUGUCGACCCCAAGAUGAAGAAGAAGAAGGGAGCCGACUUCUUCGCUCGUCCGGAGGAACUGGAUGAUGCCUGGAUUCUCGAACACCAGGCUUUUCUGGUGGAGGAGCAGCGCACGAAGAUCACCAAGAAGUUCCAGAAGGACAAUGAAAAGCGUGCUGCCGAUGGCGAGAAGCCGCUGCCUGAGAAGGAACUCAAGGAGCGACUGAAGGCUGCUGAUGAGCUUGCUGCCAAGUUCAAGAAGGAGAACAAGUCGAAGAAGGUCGAGGCCGAGGGCCGUAGCCCGACUGUCGAGAAGCUCGAUGAGCAAGCCAAGAAGAUUGAUGACAGGAUCAAGAACCUGGAACUCCAAGCCGCCGACCGCGAUGGCAAUAAGGAGGUCGCCCUGAGCACCAGUAAGAUCAACUACAUUGAUCCUCGCCUGACUGUCGUUUUUUCCAAGAAGUUUGAUGUGCCCAUUGAGAAGUUCUUCUCCAAGACCCUUCGUGAGAAGUUCAGCUGGGCUAUCAAGUCUGUCGAGGACGAGGACUGGGAGUUCUGA
This is a messenger RNA of Colletotrichum truncatum, 2751 nucleotides long. RefSeq names its product topoisomerase i. Gene Ontology annotation, biological process: chromosome segregation; DNA replication; DNA topological change. The record is from RefSeq and is a predicted model, not a curated record. Gene Ontology annotation, molecular function: DNA topoisomerase type I (single strand cut, ATP-independent) activity; DNA binding. NCBI's taxonomy places the organism in Eukaryota, Fungi, Ascomycota, Sordariomycetes, Glomerellales, Glomerellaceae. Gene Ontology annotation, cellular component: chromosome; nucleolus.